Molecule: messenger RNA, 522 nt
Organism: Pollicipes pollicipes
Lineage: Eukaryota; Metazoa; Arthropoda; Thecostraca; Pollicipedomorpha; Pollicipedidae
Product: diuretic hormone class 2-like
Exons: 3
Coding region: 1-522 (173 amino acids)
Biological process (GO): body fluid secretion
Molecular function (GO): diuretic hormone activity; G protein-coupled receptor binding
Source: RefSeq, a predicted model, not a curated record
AUGACUCGUCACGUAUCCGCUAUCAGUGCCUGCACCUGGCUAGCUGCCAUCGUCUGCUUCGUCUUCUGCUGGUCCUUCAGCGACGCCAGCACGCACAUGGAGGACGCCGAGAGGAAAUCUUGGGCGGACGAUGUGGAAGGCAUUCUGAGCGACCCCUACGUCAGCGAGCUGGUCAAUCGGCUGCGCACGCUCGACGACGCAGAAGAAACUGAUCUGGCCCACAAACGCGGGCUGGACUUCGGCCUGGGCCGCGGCUUCUCGGCCACGCAGGCAGCCAAACUCAAGAUGGGCUUGGCGGCGGCGGCCUUCCCGGGCGGACCCGGCCGCCGGCGACGCUCCGCCGAAGCAGCCGCUCCAUCUGUAAACCCCGAUCUCCAUCUGACUUGCCCUGCUCUGCCCCGGCGGUUCCGUGUGGAGCUGACGUGCCAGCUGGAGCGUCCCCCAGGCAGCCUCGGCGGGCUGGAUCCGAUGGUCACGCGGGAUCAGCUGACUCCGGCGAGCCGGGCCGCUUCGGUUCCGUGA